AUGGAAAAUUAUCAAUUUGUUAUUAUUGGUGGUGGUAUAUCUGGUGUGACUUGUGUAGAAAGUAUUGCUACAUUUGAUUCUACUGCUCGAAUUCUACUUCUUACAGGAACACCAUUGAUUAAAGCAAUUACAAAUUAUGUGAGCAAAUUUUUAGAAGAAUUUGAUAUUGAAGAAAAACCUUUUCAUUAUUUGGCUGAACGAUUUUCAAAUUUAAUUAUACAAAAUAAAGUUGUUGAACGAUUAGAAACUGAGAAGCAGAUUAUUAUCUGUUCUGAUAAUACACAAAUUCAUUAUGAUCAACUUUGUAUUUGUACUGGUGCACGACCCAAAUUACUGUCCAAUACAAAUCCUUAUGUAUGCGGUAUUCGUGAUACAGAAACAGUUGAAUCAUUUCAAAAAAAAUUAGCAUCAGCUAAACAAAUUGUUAUUGUUGGUAAUGGUGGUAUUGCAACUGAACUUGUAUAUGAAGUUGAACAUUGUUCAGUUAUAUGGGCUAUUAAAGAUGAACAUAUUUCAACAGCAUUUUUUGAUGAAGCUGCAGCUCGAUUUUUUCUUGAUCGUAUUGAAAUGGUUAAAGAAAAACAAAAGAUGAAUGAAAAAAGACAAAAAUAUGAAAUGAUUGAUCAACCAGUUGAUCCUACACAUAUUCGAACAUCAUCAACAAAGAUAUGUGGUGGAGCUUUAGGUCCUGAUUGGGCAACAAAUAGAUCGAUGAAAGGUGCAUUUUCUCAACCUCGACAAGUUCAUAUUGAAUAUCAAGUUGAAGUGAAAAAUAUUCUUACACCUGAACAAUAUCAACAACGAAAAUUAACUAUUGAAAAUCUUCAAUCAUCUGAAGAAGAAAUUCAAUGGCCAGUUUAUGUUGAAUUAACUAAUGGUAAAAUUUUUGGUUGUGAUUUUGUUGUGAGUGCUAUUGGUGUAACACCGAAUGUUGAACUUUUUCUUCAAUCAGCUGAUUUUAAAUUGGGUGCUGAUGGUGGUUUAUUAGUUGAUGAAACAAUGCGUACAUCAAUAAAAAAUAUUUUUGCUUGUGGCGAUGUAUGCACAGCUGGUUGGACGUUUGCAGAACAUUGGUUUCAAAUGCGUCUUUGGUCACAAGCUCGUCAGAUGGGAUAUUAUGCUGGUAAAUGUAUGUUAGCAUAUGCAAAUAAUGAACAAGAUUCAUUAGCAAUGGAUUUUUGUUUUGAACUUUUUGCACAUACAACAAAAUUUUUUAAUAUGAAAGUUGUUUUACUUGGUAAAUAUCAUGAAAAAGAUAUGAAAAAAUAUGAUAAUCUUAUUCGAAUGACUCCAGGCGAAGAAUAUAUAAGAAUAACAUUAAAAGAUGGUCGAGUACAUGGUUGUAUUUUUAUUGGUGAUACUGAACUUGAAGAAACAUUUGAAAAUUUAAUAUUAAAUCAAAUCGAUGUUAGUGCUUAUGAAUUACAAAUUAUUAGUAGUAUCGACAUUGAACAAAGUUCUCUAACUGUAAUUGGUGAUAAAAAUGUUACACGUCAAAGUAAUUUAAUAACUAAAUCAUUUUCAAAACUAUCUAUCAAUGGACCAUUUUAUUGUUAUGUUACAUGGACUGAUAAUAAACAAACGAUGGAUAUCUAUACAGAUAAUAAUAUUCAUCCAUAUGUUAUAGUUCAUAUCGAACAAGAUACAUUAGAAAUAGCGAUUCAAUUUGAUGCAAAUUUUAAAUUUACUAAAAUGGAUAUUUAUCUUUAUAUACAUCCAACAAUUGAUGAAAUUUUCUUAGGUGGAAUUAGUACUUUACAUAGUACAAAUGUAUUAAAGACUGAUAGUCUCUUAAAAUUACAUAUUCAAGAUACGAGUAGCCUUAUUCUUCAGUUGGAUAUAUUCAAUCUUGAUGCUCUCUUUUUAUCAGCUGGAACGACUAAAUUAAUUGGCCAUGUAAAUGAUAAAGCAAUAAUUAAAUACGAUGGUAUUGGAGAUGUUGAUGCAUCUCAAUUGUUUUGUAAAUUUGUUGAUAUCGAAGCUAAUGGACUCGGCACUAUAUGGAUAACGGGUACAGAGGAAUGUAUUAUUAAAGCUGAAGGUGUAAGCAUUGUAAGAUACAACUGUACUAAUAUACAUAAUCCUCAAGUGACUGGUUUGGCAAAAAUAAUUCCAGUUUAA
This is a messenger RNA of Rotaria sp. Silwood1, 2121 nucleotides long. NCBI's taxonomy places the organism in Eukaryota, Metazoa, Rotifera, Eurotatoria, Philodinida, Philodinidae. The record is from the annotation of a GenBank genome assembly.